This is a messenger RNA of Pteronotus mesoamericanus, 1814 nucleotides long. It is a transcript of the gene PEX12, whose product is annotated as peroxisomal biogenesis factor 12. The record is from RefSeq and is a predicted model, not a curated record. Gene Ontology annotation, biological process: protein import into peroxisome matrix; protein monoubiquitination. The transcript is spliced from 3 exons. Gene Ontology annotation, cellular component: peroxisomal importomer complex; peroxisomal membrane. Gene Ontology annotation, molecular function: protein binding; zinc ion binding; ubiquitin-protein transferase activity. NCBI's taxonomy places the organism in Eukaryota, Metazoa, Chordata, Mammalia, Chiroptera, Mormoopidae. Bases 554 to 1633 code for a protein of 359 amino acids.
GGCGUCUGUCAGAAAGCUGAGACCGACCUCCCAACCUGGCGUCCCGGGUCCUUCGCGCCUCGCCGGGGGUCAGCACGCAAGGGCGGGCGCGGGCAGGGUGCUUUACAGCCAACAGUUGGAGCCAGUCCCCACGUGCCGGGCCCGCACUGGCGCCUCUGAGCCCUCAGAACCGGCUGGCCUUGAGCCUUCGCGAUUGGAAGUCCCCGGUUCGCAGCCUCCAGGACUGCAGCUCGAGAGGACAGCACUCCUUGGCCCUUACCUGUACCCCAAAGUCACGCUCUGCCCUGUGACGUGCAGCAUUUGAAAAGUCCCCAUACACCACUUCCACCCACGUCUGCGUUAAACUUCGUUCUUAUCCUCCUUGAGACUCCGUCCCCUUUGCCUCCAGAAGUGAUCUUUUUUCCCCAGUUCACGUAAAAAUUGAGAGUUAAAAGUUUCGGAUAUCCUGCAGAAAGAUUUCUUCUAAGACUGAGCGUCCAUUUGAUACCCCAGACAGGUUCAUGCUUACUAGAGAGCUUGUGAGCAAAGUGAAACCCAGUGCACACAGAAAACUAUGGCUGAGCACGGGGCUCACAUCACCACUGCUUCCGUGCUGGAUGACCAGCCAUCCAUCUUUGAGGUGGUAGCACAGGACAGUUUAAUGACAGCAGUGAGACCUGCUCUUCAGCAUGUGGUCAAGGUUCUUGCAGAAUCAAAUCCUGCCCGCUACGGCUUCUUUUGGAGGUGGUUUGAUGAAAUAUUUGCCUUGCUAGAUCUUCUGCUCCAGCAGCAUUAUCUGUCUAAAACCAGUGCCUCAUUUUCUGAAAACUUUUAUGGCUUAAAGCGGAUUGUAACGGAGGACACACCCAAGCUUCAGAGACUGGCCAGUGCCGGUCUCCCAAAGAAGCAGCUUUGGAAGUCAAUUAUAUUUCUGGUUCUUCUUCCAUAUCUGAAAGUGAAGCUGGAGAAGCUGGUUUCUAGCCUGAGAGAAGAGGACGAAUAUUCCAUCCAUCCCCCUUCUUCCCGCUGGAAAAAAUUUUACAGAGCCUUCCUGGCAGCCUAUCCAUUUGUUAACAUGGCCUGGGAAGGCUGGUUUCUUGUACAACAACUUCGAUACAUCCUAGGAAAAGCUCAGCAUCACUCACCAUUACUAAGGCUGGCUGGAGUUCGGCUAGGUCGACUCACGGUUCAGGAUAUGCAAGCUUUGGAGCACAAACCAGCUGAAGCCAACAUGAGGCACCAACCAGCCAGGAGUGUUAGUGAGAAGAUCAAGUCAACUCUGAAAAAGGCUGUGGGCGGUGUUGCCUUAUCUCUCUCUACUGGCCUUUCCGUGGGCGUAUUCUUCCUGCAGUUCCUCGAGUGGUGGUACUCCUCUGAAAAUCAAGAAACCAUCAGAUCAUUGACUGCCCUGCCUACCCCACCGCCGCCUGUACACCUCGACUACAAUUCUGAUUCUCCCCUGUUACCCAAAAUGAAGACUGUGUGCCCACUGUGUCGUAAAACCCGGGUGAAUGAUACUGUUCUCGCCACCUCUGGCUACGUGUUUUGUUACCGCUGUGUGUUUAAUUAUGUGAGGAGUCACCAAGCGUGUCCCAUCACAGGUUACCCAACAGAAGUACAACAUCUCAUUAAACUUUACUCCCCUGACAACUGAAAGGGAUUAGCACUGUAAGGCCACAGGGCUGGUUUUCGGCAUGGUACACAGCGCUGUUUGAUUCUUCUUAGCCUCAAUUCAUAAUUACAUGGAUUUUAAACAACUCUGUGGAUGUCUUUAAAAGAAUAUAACCAUUGAUCUUAGCCUUCUAGCCUGCUGCCUAGACCUCAACUUAGAGCUG